UGCUGAGGUACAUAUCCCUUCCUUGAAAUUGAAUCACUUAGGAGUUGUUAUAAAUAAUUAAUAGAGCCAAUAAAGAGUUUAAUUAUAGUAUAUGUGAGGGACAGUAGCCGGUGAGGCAUGUACGUUGCUGCGGGGAACUCCACAUCCACAGCUCAAGCCCUAUUGAAAUGGCUCGACGAAGAUGUUGGCAAGCUUGCCCGCAUAGAAGUCCUGGUGGUAAUCAGUGGGGCUCUCAUGACCUUCUUGGCUCUCUUCGGUUCAUACCGUCGCCGGAGCCGCAGCGCACUUAUCAAAUACACUCUGUGGGCGGCCUUCACCCUCACUGACAGCAUCUCAGCCUACACCAUUGGUCUCAUGCAAACCGCCAAUUUCCACAACAAUCUAUUCCUUCUUUGGUCUCUGUUCUUGAUUAUCAUCAAGUGCAGCACCAACUCCAUCACUGCAUUCAGUGUCCAGGACAAUGAUAACAAGAUGAGCUAUUACUUUAACUUACUCUUGCUAAUACUCUACGUUGGUUUCAUCUUCAAUUCCUACUUCAAGAAUAUUAGUUUCGGGAUACCUCUAUAUAUUUUCGUGUUCGUAUUCAUGUUCAAGGCGAUCGAAAGGCUUAUCGGCUUAAAUCUAGUGGAUCUACCAAACCGACCAAUGUUGAACACCAAGCUGGUUUCAGAUUAUAUGCAUUAUGAGCAUGAGCUGAGCAACGAGAUCGAUCCUGUUUCCAUGAAAGGAUACAAGUAUUUGGUGACGGGCGAGGACCCGAAGGACACCGAUAUAAACCCACCGGAUUAUCUCAUGAAGCUAAUGCUCAACAAUUCUGCAGUUCAGUUCAAUGUCAUCACAGUUGAAAAAAUAUGGAGAUGCCCGGGUCGUGUGCUCAAAAACUCUAAGGAAGCUAAAGAUGUUUGCCUAUCAUUUGCUUUCUUCAAGCUACUCCGACGACGUUUCACAGGCUACCCCUGGACAGAGGCCAAGCAAGACAAGACCAAAAGGCUCAUCCUUGAAGGACUAUUGAAUGAUCCCAUUAGAGCAUUCAAGGUGAUUGAGACGGAGCUUGGAUUCCUUUACGAUAGCUUCUAUACAAAGUAUGCUGUAAUUACUGGUAAGCCUUUGUUGCUGCUAUCCUCUGUCGCCACAUUGCUGGGGAGUUUCUGGGUGAUUGGAAUUCUUUUGAACUACAAACCAACUAAUGGAGAGCUUCACAUGGAAGGGAAUAUUGAUGUCUUGAUUACUGUUUUCUUCCUGCUUGCCAUUAGCUUUGUGGAGCUUUGGCAGAUUAUUACUUAUGUAUUCUCCGAUUGGGCUAAGGUGCUGUUGCUCUGUUAUUACGUGAAACUGAGUUCAUUGCAUGAGAUGGACCUUCUUCAAACUCUGUUGAGCUUUGUGUGCAGGCAAAGCGUACUGAAGCCUUGGGAUCAAAAACUCGGUCAGUACUCUUUGCUUGAUUCUUAUAGAUAUGAACCUUCCUGCUUGAAGACAGUGCUGAUGAGGGGUGGGAGAGGGCAGAAGGAAAGCCCUUUUGUCCAAUUGCCUGACGAAGUGAAAAAGGCCAUUGCACAGUCGCUGAUAGAGAAUGAGGGAAAGCUAAAGAGCAUUGGUGAGUCUUUAUUGACACUCUCUGGGUUUGAUAGAGAUGCGCAGCUCAGACAACUCUUAUGGGCAUGCAAGCUGGAGACGUACACAGAAAUUAUAUUGGUGUGGCAUGUGGCCACCUUCAUUUGCCUAAAAAAAACAGCUCUUGAUCACAGAAGAGACGAGGACCAAUUCAAUCACAAGGUCGCUGAUAGUUUAUCAAAGUACUGUGCAUAUCUGGUGGUAUUUGCUCGGGAGUUUCUUCUGCCUGAACCAACAGAGUUGACCUCGUUCACCUUUGACAGGACUGUGUUUGAAACAUCGGACCUUCUAGAAGGGAAGACGAGCAUGAGCGACAAACUGAAUGAAAUCAUGAAGGUGGGUGAUGAUCCACCUCAGUCGAUACUGAAGAAGGGUGGGAAACUUGGGAGGCAACUGAUUGAAUUAGUUGGAGAAGAAAGCCUGAGGUUUCGCGUGUUGAAGGAAAUAUGGGUGAAGAUAAUUUUGUGUAUUGCUCCGUCAGAUAAUACCAACGCUCACUUGCAGCAUCUGACAGAGGGAGGAGAGUUCAUCACGCAUGUCUGGACGCUGCUCUGUCACCUGGGUAUCUUUCAACGACCGCAAUCUGGUAUUCCAGACCACCCAGUGUAGCUCCUUUCUUCUAUAUAUAUAUAUAUAUAUAUAUACUCGUCUACUAAUGUGUAUCAGUUCUAUAUAAGCUUUGUGUAA
Molecule: messenger RNA, 2298 nt
Organism: Dioscorea cayenensis subsp. rotundata (Guinea yam)
Lineage: Eukaryota; Viridiplantae; Streptophyta; Magnoliopsida; Dioscoreales; Dioscoreaceae
Exons: 2
Coding region: 118-2220 (700 amino acids)
Source: RefSeq, a predicted model, not a curated record